This is a messenger RNA of Labrus mixtus (cuckoo wrasse), 1438 nucleotides long. It is a transcript of the gene pdcd2, whose product is annotated as programmed cell death 2. The record is from RefSeq and is a predicted model, not a curated record. The coding region runs from base 100 to 1197 and encodes 365 amino acids. Lineage: Eukaryota; Metazoa; Chordata; Actinopteri; Labriformes; Labridae. The transcript has 8 exons. Gene Ontology annotation, cellular component: nucleus; cytoplasm.
GGUCAAUGUUUCCUCACGGACGCUUUAGUGAACUUCACGCGUGUUGCAUGUGUUGUGUUCUUGUAGACUGUAAAUAAUAACAGCUCUACAGUUUCCUUUAUGACAGUUAACCCCGCUAACAUGUCCACUGCGGAGGUAGUGCUGGGUUUUCUGGAGGAUGCGGAGCCGUGGCGGCUGCUGUCCCCGCAGUUCCCCAGCAAAGUGGGUGGGAAACCGGCGUGGCUCAGCCAGGGUGGCCUGCCUUCACUGCCUGGGCUGGAGUGUGAGAUCUGCCGCCUGCCCAUGGCUUUUCUACUGCAGGUGUAUGCACCUAUUUCUGGCGAUGACAGAUGUUUUCACAGGACGCUCUUUCUGUUCUGCUGCAAGACUCGGGAGUGCUACACAUUCAACGACAGCCGCUGUAUGAAAGUUUUCAGAAGUCAGCUAAGCAGGAGGAAUGCCUUCUACCCCUACAACCCUCCAUCAGAAGAUGAACCGCCCCGUGAUUAUGAACCGAACAUGAGUGUGUUGUCCCCUUCUGGAGUAAAACUGUGUUGGGUUUGUGGCUGCCCUGGCACCAAGGCCUGCUCCCGCUGUCACAGUGUAACAUACUGUGGGAAGCACCACCAGACCCUUCAUUGGAAACACAGUCACAAGAGGGAGUGCUGCAGCCAAGAAGCGACCGUCGUCACGUCUCCUUUUGUCUUCCCUGAGUCAGAGCUGGUCACUGAGCCUGAGGAGGAGGGGGAGGAUGUGGAAGAGAAAGAAACAAAGGAGGCAGAAGAAGAAGAAACUGCAAAUUGUCAAUCUAUAGAAAGCACUCUGACAGAGACAGACCUGGAGGAGGUGGCUAUGCAUGAGACUGAAGACAACAAAGUCUUCCAGCGGUUCAAAAGGAAGAUCGCACCAGAGCCACACCAGGUGGUGCGUUACAGCCAAGGUGGCUCCCCUUUGUGGAUCUCUUCAAAGCACAUCCCUACAGAUCAGGAUAUCCCAUCAUGCACCUGUGGCGCCAAGAGGACCUUUGAGUGCCAGGUGAUGCCCCAGCUGUUAAACAGUCUGUGCGAGGACUCAACAGGAGCAAGUAUUGACUGGGGGACACUGGCCAUCUACACAUGCUCUGUCAACUGUAACCAUGACGACCUGUACUGCCCCGAGUUCAUUUGGAAGCAGGACUUCAGCCCAGAUCAACCCACAGAGACUCAACCCACACAAUAGUUUCUGGAUAGUGUAUUUUUUUUAUAAAAAUAUCUGGUGAAAGUUCAAAGAGUAAAACAGGAGUUCUUGAAGCUGCCCACUGGAUGCUCAAAGUUUAAAUCCUGUCUAUUAAGAGGAAAGUAUCAGUGGUCUUCCUGACCUCUGUGGACUCUGAAAUCUGUUCAUUUCCAGCAUUACUUACAUUUUAUUUUAAGUCAGUAAAACAAGUGUUUGUUGCACAAUAAAGCUCUUAACAAAGUUA